AUGCCUAUUAAGAGGGGUCAUGUCGCUCCUCAGAAUACAUUCAUUGACACAUUAAUACAAAAGUUUGACAGUCAAGGUCGGAAGUUCUUGAUUGCAAAUGCUGCUCUCCCCGGGGCUCCAAUAAUUUUCUGUAAUGAUGAGUUUUGUUCUUUGUGUGGGUAUUCAAGGGCAGAAAUUCUGCGUCGAUCUGCUGGCUUGGAAUUUUUAUACGGUCCAUUAACUUCAUCCAGAUCUAUUAAGGACUUGAAAAUAGCACUGUCAGAUUGUGAGGAGAAAAUUAUUAUGGCUGUACUAUGCAAUAAAUCUGGUAAUCAGUUCGCCUGUCAGAUAACAGUUGCUCCAGUUCGUAAUGCUGAAGGUCAAGUCCGCUUGUACAUUUUAACUUUUGUGGUCAGUUCGGAACUAAGAAGGACAAAAAGUACAAAUUCCUCUAAAAAAACGAGUCCAGUGGAGGAUAGAAAAAUCAGUGUAAGUUUCCUCAGACAUCUAUGUGGUACUCAACUACGUGAUUCAGUUGUUGAAGAAGCAAAAACAUCCAAUCAGUCAGCUGUUGUACAGAAUAAAAAUGCUGAAUCUGUGCAAUCUGUAUCUCGUUGUGAACCAGAGAACUCCCCUUCGGCUAUUUCUACCGAGGGAGAUCUAAGCUGUACAUGUUUAAUGCAGUCAGGUGAAAUGAAACAACCUGCUCCUCGUUCUCAUUCUGUUGUCAGUAUCUCUUUAAAUGUCGCAAAAGAACCGAAGAAAAGUCGUAAUUACUUGGUCUGUAGAGGUCAUUCUAUUGUCAGUACCACUUCACACAUCUCUGGAGGCAAUUCAACUAUUGGUGUUACACGUGGAUGUGGUGGAAUUGUGGUCAAUACUGACUCAUGGACAGCAUCCCGUCGUCAUGUUUCAGAUAAAGUGGCGGAGAUGUUUUCUAUGGGACCUGAAUUGAAUCCAGAGCAAAAGUUACACUCUCCUCGUAUUCAUCCAUUCACUUUAAAACAUUAUGGUCCUGUGAAAGCUGUAUGGGAUUGGCUUGUCCUAGGCUUUGUCAUUUACACAGCUGUAUUCACUCCGUAUGCAGCAGCUUUUCUACUUCCUGAUGCUAAACGCAAAAGAAGGCAUAAUGAUGGUUGGGGACGUUACAGUGGUUUAACAUCCUAUCAGAAUCCAUUACAAAUAAUUGACUUAUUUGUGGACAUCAUGUUCAUUGUGGAUAUAUUCAUUAAUUUUCGUACAACUUAUGUGAAUAGAAAUGAUGAAUUAGUCUCACAUCCUGGUCAAAUAGCUAUUCAUUAUUUUAAAGGUUGGUUCUUGAUCGAUGUUGUUGCCGCGAUUCCCUUCGACCUACUUCUAUUCGGUGCAGAAACGGACGAGAUGGCUACAUUAAUUGGUCUGUUGAAAACUGCUCGCCUUUUACGUUUAGUACGUGUUGUUCGUAAACUGGAUCGAUAUUCUGAAUAUGGUGCAGCUGUCCUACUCCUUCUUAUGGCCACAUUUGUUUUAAUCGCCCACUGGCUGGCAUGUAUCUGGUAUGCUAUUGGCAAUGUUGAACGUCAACAGUUCAAUGUACGCAUUGGUUGGUUAGAUCAGCUGGCUGAACAAAUUAAACAACCAUUUGGUAAUAGAUCAACACUGGGACCAAGUAUUAAAUCAAAGUAUAUUACAGCACUAUACUUCACAUUUUCAAGUUUAACUUCCGUUGGGUUCGGUAAUGUUAGUCCUAAUACUAAUCCGGAGAAAAUAUUCUCUGUAUGUGUCAUGUUGGUUGGAUCUUUGAUGUACGCUGGUAUAUUUGGACAUGUAAGUGCUAUUAUCCAACGUUUAUACAGUGGCACUGCACGUUAUCAUGCUCAAAUGUUACGUGUUAAAGAGUUUAUUCGUUUUCAUCAAAUUCCCAAUCCAUUGAAACGACGUUUAGAAGAAUUUUUUCAACAUGCCUGUACUGAGAAGUUUCCUGAAUGUCUUCAAGCUGAUAUUUGCUUACAUUUAAAUCGAAAUCUGUUGAAUACAUGUUCUCCAUUCAAAAAUGCCAGUCAAGGUUGCCUACGAUCACUUGCAUUGAAGUUGAAAACCACACAUGUACCACCUGGUGAUACACUUGUUCAUAAAGGUGAUGUACUCAACUUUCUAUGUUUCAUCGCUCGUGGAAGUAUUGAAAUCAUGAUCGGGUGUGAUAUACUAGCUGUAUUGGGGCAAGGCGAUGUUUUCGGUGAAAAUCCAACUGAUCAUGUCAGCAUGGGUCAGUCAAAGUACAAUGUGAGAGCACUUACUUACUGUGAUUUGCAUAGAAUUCAACGAGAUGAUCUAUUAGAGAUUUUAGAAAUGUAUCCUGAAUUCGCUAAACAAUUCAAGAAAGAACUGGAAAUCACUUUUGACUUACGUGAUUAUUUGGAUCCAUGUAUCCUUAAUCCAGAAUUGGUUCAUCCGUCAAUGCAAUUAGCCAGAUACGCCUCUCCUGAACACAUCGAUUUAACAGAUCAUAAUGAUGACUAUGAGGGUGAUACUCAUCAAGCAACUGGUAAAGUUUCUGUUAGCUCUUUUUUUGUUAUACCUAUAAUUUAUGAACGAUAUGUUUCAUGCCCACCACUUAUACGAUAG
Molecule: messenger RNA, 2583 nt
Organism: Heterobilharzia americana
Lineage: Eukaryota; Metazoa; Platyhelminthes; Trematoda; Strigeidida; Schistosomatidae
Source: the annotation of a GenBank genome assembly